Messenger RNA from Phalaenopsis equestris, 1216 nucleotides. Its product is annotated as U-box domain-containing protein 7-like. Lineage: Eukaryota; Viridiplantae; Streptophyta; Magnoliopsida; Asparagales; Orchidaceae. Gene Ontology annotation, biological process: protein ubiquitination. Gene Ontology annotation, cellular component: cytoplasm; nucleus. The record is from RefSeq and is a predicted model, not a curated record. Gene Ontology annotation, molecular function: protein binding; ubiquitin-protein transferase activity.
UAUACCUUGAAAUUUUGUUGUUGAAAUUUAGUAUCGUUGGUAUAUUAUGAAACUCUGUGUCCUGAUUUUACCAUUUUGGAAUCAGAUAAUGGAAAUAGUUGGUGAAUUGGAAAGGACUGUGUUUAUAUUGGACCAUGCAGAGAAGAAAGCAGGUGAAGAAGUGAUCUCAUUGCUUCAGGAGAAGAAGAAUUCUGAAACUAAUUCAAACGAUGGUGUUGAGCUCAAAAUCUUCCAUCAAGCUAUGUUGAAGCUUGGAAUUACUUCCUCCAGAGCAGCUCUUUCUGAGAGAAGAGCCCUCUGUAAAUUGAUUGAGAGGGCUCGCGCAGAGGAAGACAAGCAUAAGGAAUCAAUCGUAGCAUACCUACUGCUUCUAACUAGAAAAUACUCGAAGUUAUUCAGAAAUGACAUACCAGAGGAUUCAGAUUCUCAAGGAUCAAAUCCAUGUUCUCCGACUCUCCCAGGCCCUUCUGAUGGAAGCAGCAAUGAUUUUGCAAGGGAGUCUUCUUUUAGUUCCAAACUACAAAACAAGCGAUCAGAAGAAGCACCCACGCCCCCUGAGGAGUUCAGAUGUCCAAUCUCCUUACAGAUCAUGCACGAACCAGCCAUUAUUUCAUCUGGACAGACCUACGAGCGUGUUUGCAUUGAAAAAUGGUUUAAGGAUGGGCAUAACACUUGCCCUAAGACCCAACAGAAGCUUACACAUUUUUCUCUAACUCCAAACUUCUGCGUCAAAAGUCUGAUUGCUAGUUGGUGUCAGCAAAAUGGCCUUCCAGUUCCAGAUGGCCCUCCAGAAUCCCUUGAACUGAAGUCCUGGAGGCUGUUCCAUCCUGCGAAUGAUACUAUUGAUUCCAGAUCCAUAGGUGGCCUCAAAUCUUGCGACGAGGGUGUCGAGAGCAGUCCGCCGGAGAAGAGUGGUGGCAUCACUGGGGAAACUAAUAAUGGUGAUACUACAGAGAGCGAAGAUGAUGAGUUUGAAAGAUAUGAGAGUUUGCUUAAGUUAUUGCGUGAUAGUAUGAGCAGAAGGAAGCGGCAAAAAGCUAUAGAGGAAAUCAGGGUUUUGCUGAAGGAUGAUGGGGAGGCGAGAAUAUAUAUGGGUGCAGAUAGGUUUGUGGAAGCACUAGUGCAGUUUCUGAAAUCAGCGACUGAUGAGGGAGAUGAGAAAGCACAGGCGGUUGGUGCGUUAGCUCUUUUCAACUUGGCUGUCAAUAAUGACAGG